AGCAGGAAAUGUCCGGGGCACCGCGUGGCUCCUCUGUCAGAUGUAAACAAAGCUGCAGUCUGUCACAGUACGGCUAAAAUACAAAGCACCAAGACCAAAUUAUUGUAACAUUUAGGUGAUUUUUCAUCCCCCGAACAUCAGAAAAACGGACCACUCUGUCCCUCGAAUUCCAGAAAAGAAAAGUGAGAAAAUGAAGUUUCUGGACCUUUUUGGGCGCCUAAAAUCCGUCGUGAUCGGAAUGAUUCACGUUAAAGCUUUACCAGGUACCCCUUUGGGUUGUUUGAAAAUGUCCCAAAUCGCUGAAGAGGCAUGCUGUGAGGCAGCAGUGUAUCGCGAUGCAGGAGUUGAUGGUUUGAUCAUUGAAAACAUGCAUGAUGUACCUUACUCAUUCUGCGUGGGUCCGGAGGUGUGUGCCUGUAUGACUGCAGUCUGCACUGCUGUGAGAGGUGUCUGUCCAUCUCUGCCACUUGGUGUCCAAAUACUGGCUUCUGCCAACCAGCAGGCCCUCGCUGUAGCUCUGGCUUCAGGGCUGAAUUUCAUCAGAGCAGAGGGUUUCGUCUUUUCUCAUGUGGCGGAUGAGGGCCUCCUGAACGCCUGUGCCGGAGACUUACUGAGAUAUCGCAAGCAUAUUGGAGCUGACCAUGUCCAGAUCUUUACUGACAUCAAAAAGAAGCACAGUUCCCAUGCCCUGACUUCAGACGUGACCAUCGAAGAGACGGCUCGUGCUGCUGAGUUCUUCCUCUCUGACGGACUCAUCAUCACAGGAGUAGCCACUGGAGAGCAGGCAGACCCACACGAGCUCAGAGUGGUGUCCGAGACUGUGAAAAUCCCAGUGCUGAUUGGUUCUGGAGUGACAUACGACAACGUGGAACGCUACCUCAGUGCAAACGGAAUGAUCAUUGGCUCUCAUUUUAAGUUCGGUGGCCACUGGGCCAACACAGUUGACCCAGACAGAGUGAGAAGGUUUAUGGAGAAGAUAGAAAAGCUUCGAGAAUAAAAGGAAGGGCUGAA
Molecule: messenger RNA, 1011 nt
Organism: Melanotaenia boesemani (Boeseman's rainbowfish)
Lineage: Eukaryota; Metazoa; Chordata; Actinopteri; Atheriniformes; Melanotaeniidae
Exons: 7
Coding region: 191-997 (268 amino acids)
Source: RefSeq, a predicted model, not a curated record